Molecule: messenger RNA, 5280 nt
Organism: Branchiostoma floridae (Florida lancelet)
Lineage: Eukaryota; Metazoa; Chordata; Leptocardii; Amphioxiformes; Branchiostomatidae
Exons: 30
Coding region: 128-4432 (1434 amino acids)
Source: RefSeq, a predicted model, not a curated record
UCGCUUCUUACCCCACCCUGGUUAUAUGUUUGCCGCACACACGGCAACUGUUUCACUGCGGCUGCGACAUUCAACGCUGUGACACGAGCAGUGCUGGAAGACAAGUUGGAUACAACAGACCACCAACAUGAAGAAGGCAGUGGGGGUAGGAGUACCCUUAGUGCUGGUUCUGACUGUCGCCGUGUACCUCGGUGUGACGUGGUACAAACAGGAUGAACCAAAACCCCGUCACCGUUGGAUCAAGAAAUCCGUAGGCUUGCCGGAUUAUCUCAAAGAAGCCCUGCAGAAAGCAGCCGCAGAAGAUGCCCCGGAGUACGUCCAGAACAAACGCUUCAUCGGGGACAUUGCCAAGAUGGCUGGAGACCUUUUAUCGAAACCGAAGCCAGUCGACAACAAGCAACUGUCAGGUCAAAUUAACCAGCUGGGUGGUAUGAAGAACAUGGGCCCAGACCUCAUGUCAGACAGUGUGAAACAACAGCAAGAGAUGACUGGAGAGGUUGAAAAAGAGGUGGCGGACAAAACUAUACAAGGCUUAUUUGCUGCCCCGGAAAAGAAAGCAGCACCACCAGCUGGUGGAGGCAAACCAGCAGCUCCUGCUGCGCCUAAAGGUGGUACCGGAGAAAUGAAGGCUGAGAUAGAUUUUAUCGAACAGAAGGGCAUGGUCCAGGACGACUUGUUUGCUCCACCAGGAAUGAAAAUGAAGGUGGACGUUGAAAAAAGUCCAAAAAAGCAGAACGAAAAAGACGACAUGUCCCCACCAAAGGCGUUUUCUUACCCCAUGGGGAUGGGGGGUACUCUGAUGAACGGCUGUUUCGGGACUGGAUACGUACCAGGAGAUCCGUGCUACAAAGCGAAGAGGCCGCUCCCGCCAUGUUUGAACUUGAUGGAGGGAUGUUACUACAUCGGGGUGGGCUUCGAUGGUCGUGGAGAGUACAGCAGUGUAUCCAGGAGGAAAACAGUCAUUCAGCGGAAAUGUUCAUUGAAGAAGAAGUAUCACGGGCAGGAGGUACCCGACCAGAUGAACGUUCACGGCGUCUAUGAUUCAGACGUCAGCUCCAGAGUUUUUGAAGGGAGAGAGUCUUUUCGCCAAUUCCUCCAGCAGAAAGCCGGCGUCUCUUUUUCAGGAUGGGGCUUCCAGGGUUCUGUGAACUCAGCAUGGGGUGGAUCCUCAAAGUCUGAGAAACAGAUGUUCAUGUCACUUAUUGAGGCUGAUAUUAUCAGGUAUGAAAUAUUCCUGGAUGAGGUAAAACCGACUGAUCUGACCCUGUCUUUCCUACGGGAUUUCUUGUCCCUUCCCAAGAACUUCAUAAUAGGAAAAGCUAAGCUACAGGAAUUCAUCAUCCGCUACGGAACCCAUUACAUCAAGUCAGCAAAAUUUGGCGGUUCAUUCCAGCUGUAUAAGACUCAGGAAGCGACUAAGAGCGAAAGUUUGGAAUCUUUCUCUGUCUCAGCCCAGGCGUCUUACAGCGGCAUGUUUAGUGCGGGAGCUCACUACGGGAGGAAGGAAGAAAGUGGGAGCGCCUCGUCGCAGAAGUCUUCCAGCACCCAUCUUGUGAUUGAAGGAGGUGACCAAAAAGUCGCGGGAAUCGUCGCAGACUUCUACACAACCAGCUUCAAGGACACCUUCACCGAAUGGCUGAAGUCUGUUCCGUCCUACCCAAAACCUAUCGAGAUGUUCAUGGGCACCUUGUCAGAGCUGCUGAACUUGAACUUCAAACUUCUCUUCCCCUUUGACGUGAGUGAUGCUGCAGAUGGCUGCUUCAGUAAAAACUUGUUGACAGAGGAAGGGACAGGACGGAAGUACUAUAACGUACCGGUUCUCGUGGAGGAAGGAAAUGAGACAAUAACAGAGAAUGAGAAACGGUACUGUGACGAUACAUCAGUCGAAGAGUUUCAGCUCAGUAUGGACAAGAAGCGACUCGCACUGGAAAGGGCAAUUGCUGUUUACAUGGAGGAGGGUCCAAUCCCCACGACAGACUUUCAUCUGAAGGGUGGGAAACCCGGAUGUCAGACUGACCUCCUUAUGGUGAAGGGAGGAGACGCUGGAGUUUCACACCCAUCAUGGCUUGAACUGAUCAACGGAGACACAUAUAAGAUUUUCUUCGACCUUCAGCGCGAUGUUGGUAGAGAUAUAAGGAAGGACACUGAAGCCUAUGUCGUUUACUCGGAGGGCAGGUGGAAUUGCCAUCAUCCCGGGAAAACCUUUCACGCAUACAACAGCUGGGACAACGGCGGGAGCGGCGACACUAAGAACAAGAAGGUAUCCUGCUUUGGUUUUGUGAUGACGUACCAUGAAUCGACUGGAAAGUUAAUUGCCACAGUAGACGAUGUGAAAGUUUCCCUUAAGAUUUUUAAAUACCUCGAUCGGUCCAAUCCCAACAUAGUGAACUCAGUUGUGGGCAGAGUUGAGUACGUCAGUCCACUAGAACAUUCACAGAGCAACAGCGGGGCUUUAGCGAAUAUCCUUGAAGCACCCUGCGAGGUGAAGUGGUCCAACUCCUACCAGAUCAAACCUGCAGAGGAGGGCGGGAAGUGUCUUUACUUUGUUGCGGCGUCUAAAGGCGACAUUUUUGUUGUCUUUUCCGCCAUCCCGAGGGACAAGACCACCUGGUACCAUCUCCAGAUCAGUUUCCAAGGUGUCGCGCUGUACAAGGGAUUGAAACUGAUUAAGUACGAGGGAGCGAAAAGCGCUAGAAGUCUAGGAGACUCCAAACUGUUUCAGCCAUACUUCAUUUGCAUUGAAGAAGACAUGGACAAACAACAAACCUACAUCAGAUACGGCAUCGGCUCAGAUAAUUCGGAAAAGGGCUUGAUCUACAUGGUCUACACUGAUGAGAGUAAACCAAUAGGUAUCCGAUUCUACUCAUUUGGUAGCGGGGAAAAUGACGUAGAGAUCAUGGACGCGAGGAUCAUUGAAGGAAGCGCCACAGGAGAGAUGGAAUGUACAGGAGGAACUGUCAUGGUGGAUGGCAGAUGUGUGGAAGACUGUCACCCAGAAUGUAACGGAUGUAUUCCGAAGUCUCCGGGAUCAAAGCUGGACACCGAAUGCCGUCUGUGUCAGCACUUUUCUAUUCAGCAGGAUGAUGGAACUACCAAAUGCGUGGGGGAAUGCCCGGAAGGAAAGAAAGCGGCUCCAAAUGGCGCUACGUGCAUAUGUGAGGACCUUUCCAUCCUAGACGACAAUGACAAAAUCCAAUGCGUCACAGCGUGCCCAGACACCCAUGAAGUGGGCGACAAUGGCGUGACCUGCGAACCUAGGACAGUCAUAAACAAGUGGAGGCACGACGAUCGUUGUGGUCCAAGUUACACGACACCGACAGCCAACCCUGGACAGUGUGACCCAGAAAGUUCCAAGCCCUGCUGUUCCCCAUCGGGAUACUGUGGGGAUUCCGCCGCUCACUGCACCUGCCCAGGCUGUAUUGACUAUCGGCCAAAGUGGAGGGAAGACUGGAAAUGUGGCCCAGGCAACGCUGCACUAGGAGCGAAUCCCGCCCAGUGUGACCCAACAUCAGGCACGCCCUGCUGUUCCCCCGACGGAUGGUGUGGGGCUAGCAACGAUCACUGCCAGUGCUCAAGCUGUUGGGACUACCGUAAUGUCGCCCGAGGGAAGGCAGCACUAGCAACAAGCACCGCCUGGGACGGGGCUGCUGCCAGGGCCGUUGACGGGAACACCGAUUCCAACUACGGCGGUGGUUCCUGUACACACACUAACAACGAGGCUAAUCCAUCCUGGAGGGUAGAUCUCGGUAUGACGUAUGCGAUUGACAGAGUUGUCAUCUAUAAUCGUCGGGACUGUUGCGGUGAUCGACUCAACAACUUCAACAUUCACAUCGGGGAUAACCCAUCGGUCUUAGAGAACCCCAAGUGUGGAGGGAACCAUCAAGCCGGGAACGUCAUCACCGUCUCAUGCUCGGAAAUGCAGGGACGAUACGUUUUCAUCCGCCUUCCGGGAUCUUCCAGGGCACUAACCCUGUGCGAAGUUCAAGUUUAUCCUUGCUUCGAUUGUGUUGUCUUUAGCAAUGUCGCCCUGGGGAAGAGAACGGUUCAAACGAGUGGAGAAGCGGAUGGCCCAUCCAGCCGUGCUGUAGACGGCAACACCGAUACCAACUGGGGUGGAGGAUCCUGUACACACACGCGAACAGAGGCGAAUCCAGCCUGGCGGGUGGAUCUCGGCCAAACAUAUCAGAUUGAUAAGGUGAAUAUCUACAAUCGCCGGGACUGUUGCAGUGACCGACUCGACCCAUUCAACAUCUACAUCGGGAAUAGCGAAACAGCCACAGAGAACCCCAAGUGUGGAGGUGACCACCGUAUCGGGAACCAGGCGUCUAUGUCCAUCUCGUGUAACAGGAUGCGGGGACGAUAUGUGUUCGUCCGUCUUCCCGGAUCCCAACGAACAUUGACCCUGUGUGAAGUCCAAGUAAUUGGUGGCUAGUGAUGAUGGAACCACCCAAACGGACCCAGCAGUCAUUGAGAAGACACCGAAUGAAUGGCUUCAAAAACACACUGCGUCAUCAAAAGACACACAAGUUUGCUCUCUACCUGAGUUUUAGAAUACAGUUAGCAUUAGCGUAGAAAAGACGAAACUUUUAAACUUUGAUGAAGGUUAGACAUCCAGGUAAUAAGAUAUGCCCAAAAGCAGUUACUCAAGCAACUCGAUAUGAUUUGGAAACGGUCAGACGUUUCCACUGGCAUCCAACAUUUUUCGUCAGUGACACUGAAGUGCUCUGGAAGAAACUUGUCUGUUGUACCCUAUCUACGAAUGAAAACAAUUUAAACUGUCUAAUAGGAAACAUGUAAGACAAAUUCGCCUGACCGUUUCCAAAUCAUAUCCAGUUGCUUGAGUAACUGCUUUUUGGCGAAACCUUCAAAGUUGUGUAUAAUUAUUUGCAUUUUUAUCUAUGAAUCUCUUGAGGUUUUAAGGUGCCCUGUUUGUACUCUUAAGUGUUGCUAAUGUAGCAAUGCUUGAAACUUUGCACAACAUUUUGUGAGCAAGACCAAAAGCUGAAUUUACCACGUAAAUUAAUUAUGUAACAGCAACAUAUCAGUAGCAUCUUUGUAGUCUUGUGGAUACAGAAUCAAGGUUCGGUGUAGUUUGUAUGCAUGUGAUAAAAACAGAUAUAAUUAUUGAGCAUAACAGCUAACUGUUUUAUGGUUCGCUUUCGCUUACAAAACCAAUCAUAGGCAACAAUGGUUUUACCACUUUUAUGUAUAACGUUUUAUUUGUGAUAGAAGCGUUACGGUGUAAGAAUACGAUUAAAAAUCUUGUUAGUAGAAAAGGGA